Molecule: messenger RNA, 3417 nt
Organism: Hypomesus transpacificus
Lineage: Eukaryota; Metazoa; Chordata; Actinopteri; Osmeriformes; Osmeridae
Gene: vldlr
Product: very low density lipoprotein receptor
Exons: 17
Coding region: 264-2882 (872 amino acids)
Molecular function (GO): calcium ion binding; protein binding
Source: RefSeq, a predicted model, not a curated record
AACGCUCCGUGCCGCCCCAGCCAACUAGCGUGCGGAUAUUCGCUGCAGGUUUACGCUAUCAGUAAAUUAGGACAUGGCAGCCUCGCGAGCAGCUUGAGAGGUGGACGAGCGACGGACGGCGUUGCCUAAAUGAGAUAAAAGCGCGUGAUAGUGGCGGUUUCUGUUUGCUCUCCGGUGACGGAGGUUGUCGGUACAGACAGAAAUACCAACGAGGAAAGACGAGGCUAGCACAGUAAUACUAGUCUGCUCCGCUACACCGCGAAAUGCUCUCUUCUAUGCUGGGGAUCUGUAUCCUACUAAUAUGUCUGCAACAGUGCGGUUAUGUUCACGGGUCCAGGGCAGAAUGUGACCCCAGCCAGUUCCAGUGUGGGAACGGCCGCUGCAUCCCCUCCGUGUGGCAGUGCGACGGGGACGAGGACUGCUCCGACGGCAGCGACGAGAACACGUGUGUGAGAAAGACGUGUGCAGAGAUGGACUUUGUGUGCCAGAAUGGCCAGUGUGUCCCCAAGAGGUGGCACUGCGACGGCGAGCCGGACUGUGAAGAUGGAUCGGACGAGAGCGUGGAAGUCUGCCAUGCCAGGACGUGUCGUGUGAAUGAGUUCAGCUGUGGCGCAGGCUCCACCCAGUGCAUCCCCGUGUUCUGGAAGUGUGACGGAGAGAAGGACUGUGACAACGGAGAGGACGAGUUUAACUGUGGUAACAUCACCUGUGCUCCCCUGGAGUUCACCUGCGCCAGCGGCCGCUGCAUUUCUCGCAACUUUGUGUGCAACGCCGAGGACGACUGCGGGGACGGCAGCGACGAGCAGGACUGCUCGCCGUCCUCCUGCGCGCCCUCCGAGUUCCCGUGCGGCAACGCCACCUGCAUCCCCGCCAGCUGGGUGUGCGACGACGACGUGGACUGUGAGGACCAAUCGGACGAGUCCCCUCAGCGCUGCGGCCGCCACCCCACGCCGCCAGCCAAGUGCUCGUCCAGCGAGACGCAGUGCGGCUCCGGGGAGUGUAUACACAGGAAGUGGCGUUGCGACGGAGAUCCCGACUGCAAGGAUAGCAGCGACGAGGCCAACUGUCCUGUGCGUACCUGCAGGUCAGACCAGUUCAAGUGUGAGGACAGCAACUGUAUCCAUGGCAGCAGACAGUGUAAUGGUCUGCGGGACUGUGCAGACGGAUCGGAUGAAGUGAAUUGUAAAAACUUGACCCAGUGUAACGGACCAGACAAAUUCAAGUGCCGUAGUGGAGAGUGUAUCGAGAUGAGCAAGGUGUGCAACAAGGCCCGGGACUGUCCUGACUGGAGCGAUGAGCCUAUUAAAGAGUGCAACCUAAACGAGUGUCUCCUGAACAACGGAGGCUGCUCACACAUCUGCAGGGACAUGGUGAUUGGCUACGAGUGUGACUGCACCCCCGGAUUGCAGCUCAUCGACCGCAAGACCUGUGGGGACAUAAACGAGUGUCUGAACCCCGGCAUCUGUAGUCAGAUCUGCAUAAACCUGAAGGGGGGCUACAAGUGCGAGUGUCACAACGGCUACCAGAUGGACCCCACCACCGGAGUCUGCAAGGCCGUGGGUAAGGAACCCUGUCUGAUUUUCACCAACCGCCGGGACAUCCGGAAGCUGGGUCUGGAGCGGAGGGAGUACACCCAGAUUGUGGAACAGCUCAGGAACACGGUGGCCUUGGACGCCGACUUCAACCAACAGAGGAUCUUCUGGGCCGACCUGGGACAGCGCGCCAUCUACAGCUCGGCCCUGGACCGGCGAGGAGACGUGCGUGCGGUCGGAAAUCACACCAAGGUCAUCGACAACAUCCAGACGCCGGUCGGCAUCGCUGUGGACUGGAUCUACAAGAACAUCUACUGGUCCGACCUUGGGACAAAGAGCAUCGCCGUGGCCAACUUCAAUGGAACCAAGCGAAAGGUCCUCUUCAACAAGGGCUUGAAGGAACCAGCCUCCAUCGCUGUGGACCCUCUCUCUGGCUUCCUGUACUGGUCGGACUGGGGUGAGCCUGCUAAGAUAGAAAAGUCUGGCAUGAAUGGAGUGGACCGCCAGGUUCUGGUGGACACAGACAUCCAGUGGCCCAAUGGCAUCACCCUGGACCUCAUCAAGAGCCGUCUGUACUGGGUGGACUCCAAGCUGCACAUGCUCUGUAGCGUGGACCUGAACGGGGACAACAGGAGGAAAGUGCUCCAGUCGUCAGACUACCUGGCUCACCCCUUCGCUCUCACGGUCUUCGAGGACCGUGUGUUCUGGACGGACGGGGAGAACGAGGCCAUCUACGGAGCCAACAAGUUCACAGGGUCAGACGUGGUGACACUGGCCAGCAACCUGAACGAGCCCCAGGAUAUUAUAGUCUACCACGAGCUCAUCCAGCUGUCUGGUACCAACUGGUGCAGUGAGAAGGGGGAGAACGGGGGCUGUAGCUUCAUGUGCCUCCCGGCCCCCCAGAUCAACAAACACUCUCCCAAGUUCACCUGUGUGUGUCCCGGGGACCAGGACCUGUCUGCAGACGGCCUCCGCUGCCGACCAGAGGCCAACGUGAGCACAUCCAUCCAUGAGGUCGACUCUACAGCUCGAGGGUCUGCUGCUGCGUGGGCCAUCCUACCCGUCUGUGAGUGGCUCUUUCUCCCUCUCCUCCCUCCACUCACACUGUGUAUAAUCACACACCCGCCCUCCCCUCCCCCCGCAGUGUUGCUGGCCAUGGCAGUGGCUGGAGGAUACCUCAUGUGGAGGAACUGGCAGCUGAAGAACCAGAAGAGCAUGAACUUUGACAACCCCGUCUACCUGAAGACCACCGAGGAGGACCUGAACAUCGACAUCACCCGCCACAGCUCCACCGUGGGCCACACGUACCCUGCCAUCUCAGUGGUUAACACAGAUGAUGACCUCACCUAACCGAUUUUUUUCAACACUCCCGGGCAGUUUACUGCACCUUUGGUUACUGUGCCAACGGCUGCUCCAGCGACCAUAUGCCUUCAGAAGUGCAUUAGCUUGUUGUUGUUCAUCAGGGGUAGCGGACUUAUCUGUCAUGUGUGAAUGUGCUAAUGAUCUAAAUCACACACGGUAUGUCCAAAGUUUGUUGGGAUCCUGGGGGUGUGGCCUCUCAAAUCCUCACCUCUUCCUUCCCCGUCCCCCAAUCAUGUGUCAAAGAUUCUAUUCCGGCCUUCUCUUAAGGUCAUAGGUCAAUCUGGUUGCUAGGUGAUGCGGGGGGUCUACCAAGCGACGCAGUCUUUGUGAAUAUUUGAAUAUUUAUGAGAAGACGCAUUUUAGACUGAAUUGUCUGUAAAGAUGUAAGUUUUGUUUUUCUAUUUAAGUGCAUUACCUCCAGACCUGCUUCUCCAGCUCGUCUCUGUGCUGAGGCCCAAGCAGGAGAGCAGUGGUACACUACAGCAUUUGUAAACAUUGUACAGCCCCCCCCCCCCACCACCAC